Molecule: messenger RNA, 1179 nt
Organism: Camellia sinensis
Lineage: Eukaryota; Viridiplantae; Streptophyta; Magnoliopsida; Ericales; Theaceae
Source: RefSeq, a predicted model, not a curated record
AUGUGGAGUUCUACAGAAAGCUGGCAAAUCCCAGAUGCAACAACUACUGGUGAAUUAGCGAAACAUAAGUACAUUGAGCGUCAUCGAUGUGAGGAAGGCUCUAUGAUUGUCACAGACUUGUUUUGGGCAAAUCCAGUGAGUUUGGAUUUGCUUUGUAUAUUCCCUCGUGUGUUGAUUAUGGAUUGCACAUAUAAGACAAAUAGAUAUCGGCUUCCUCUUCUUGAAAUUGUGGGAGUGACAUCAACUCAUAUGACAUUCUCCGUGGCUGUCGCAUACUUGCAAAUUGAGCGGGUUCAUAAUUAUGCAUGGGCGUUACAAACAUUACGUGAUCUUAUGGACAACAGUGUUUUACCUGAAGUCAUUGUCACAGAUAGAGAGCUUGCUUUGAUGAAUGCCAUUGACAACACUUUUCUGAAUGCUCGACAUUUGUUAUGUCGUUGGCAUAUUAAUAAGAAUGUAUUGACGAAAUUAUUGUCAUCGACUGAAGAGGAAUAUAAUGAUCACUUUGCAACACUACAAAAGGAUUUCAGUAACUAUUCGGACGCAAUCAAGGUUGAAAGUGCUCAUGCUAGAUUGAAGAGGCAAUUAGAUUCAAGUCAAACGGCAUUUGAGAUUUCAUUUGAAAAAAUGCAUUGUCUACUUGAGUUGCAGCACAUUCAAAGUAAGAGAGCAAAUUCAGUUGGAAUUGAUGUUGCAGCAUGUGGGUGUGUUCUUAGGCGCACACAUGGUUUACCUUGUGUUCACGAGAUUGCAGAUUACAUGAGACAAGGUCGUCCUAUUCCACUCAGUAGCAUACAUGUUGAGAAAUUGGAAUUGACUUGUAUCCCAGAACUUAAGAUGAUUUUGAAGCGGUUCAAUGAGUCUGAUAUUGCCAUGAAAUUAGAUAUGUUGAAGAAGUUGAGGGAAAUUGCAAAUCCAGCGAGCACUUUUCUUAUUGAGCCUGAUAGCACAUUAGCUUCCAGUCAGUCAAAGAAAAAGAGAGCUUUGAAAGUGCUUGAUAAGAAGCGGAAUGUGAAGACAAAGACAUAUCGUACAAGAACAAGUUUGCCGAGUGCAUAUGUUGGUGACUUCCCGCCUAUGUUAAUACCAUUCAUAAAGUUGAUGAAGGAUGCAGAUGGUGAUGGGAAUUGUGGUUUUAGAGCUAUUGCGGGUUUACUUGGUCUUGGAGAGAAUGACUAG